CUAACACCAGGCUUCCAACUCCCAGAACUGGGCUACCAACAUGCUAACACUAGGCUACCAACUCCCAACAUGUGGCUACAACAUCCUAAAAUGUGGCUACAACAUCCCAACAUCCCAAUAUGUGGCUACAACAUCCUAAAACGUGGCUACAACAUCCCAAUAUGUGGCUACAACAUCCCAACAUCCCAACAUGUGGCUACAACAUCCUUAAAUGUGGCUACAACAUCCCAACAUCCUAAAAUGUGGCUACAACAUCCCAAUAUGUGGCUACAACAUCCCAACAUCCCAACAUGUGGCUACAAUAUCCUAAAUUGUGGCUACAAUAUCUCAACAUGUGGCUACAACAUCCCAACAUGUGGCUACAACAUCCCAACAUGUGGCUACAAUAUCCUAACAUCCCAACAUGUGGCUACAACAUCCCAACAUGUGGCUACAAUAUCCUAACAUCCCAACAUGUGGCUACAACAUCCCAACAUGUGGCUACAACAUCCCAACAUGUGGCUACAACAUCCCAACAUGUGGCUACAACAUCCCAACAUGUGGCUACAACAUCCCAACAUGUGGCUACAAUAUCCCAACAUGUGGCUACAACAUCCCAACAUGUGGCUACAACAUCCCAACAUGUGGCUACAACAUCCCAACAUGUGGCUACAACAUCCCAACAUGUGGCUACAACAUCCCAACAUGUGGCUACAACAUCCCAACAUGUGGCUACAAUAUCCCAACAUGUGGCUACAACAUCCCAACAUGUGGCUACAAUAUCCCAACAUGUGGCUACAAUAUCCCAACAUGUGGCUACAACAUCCCAACAUGUGGCUACAACAUCCCAACAUGUGGCUACAACAUCCCAACAUGUGGCUACAAUAUCCCAACAUAUGGCUACAAUAUCCCAACAUGUGGCUACAAUAUCCUAAAAUGUGGCUACAACAUCCCAACAUGUGGCUACAAUAUCCCAACAUGUGGCUACAAUAUCCCAAAAUGUGGCUACAAUAUCCCAACAUGUGGCUACAACAUCCCAACAUGUGGCUACAAUAUCCUAAAAUGUGGCUACAACAUCCCAACAUGUGGCUACAAUAUCCCAACAUGUUGCUACAAUAUCCCAAAAUGUGGCUACAACAUCCCAACAUGUGGCUACAAUAUCCCAACAUAUGGCUACAACAUCCCAACAUGUGGCUACAAUAUCCCAACAUGUUGCUACAAUAUCCCAAAAUGUGGCUACAACAUCCCAAAAUGUGGCUACAACAUCCCAACAUGUGGCUACAAUAUCCCAACAUGUGGCUACAAUAUCCCAACAUGUGGCUACAACAUCCUAAAAUGUGGCUACUUAGCUUUGGACACGGACAAAUCUGCGAGCUUCUGUUUCAUUUGCACAUUCAGACAGAUUUCCAGUUACGUCAGCCCAGCCCUGGGCGGACCAAUCACAGCCAUCUAUCUCACACGGGGGCGGGCUUUAAGACGAUGACUGACAGAAGAGCGUCACGCUCAAACGUGGUCACCGAAAUGUAACCAGCGUUCUCCGCUCUCCAAAACGCACCAGGCUCACGAAAACUCAAACUGUCCAACAAGGGGGUGCUGAUUAAAUGUGAAUCAAGAUUCUGUUCCUGUUUCUUAUUUUAGCGGCUGUAUAUGUGUAUGUACAUGUAUAUGUGUAUGUACAUGUAUAUGUGUAA
Messenger RNA from Perca fluviatilis (European perch), 1670 nucleotides. Its product is annotated as LWamide neuropeptides-like. Bases 404 to 1462 code for a protein of 352 amino acids. The record is from RefSeq and is a predicted model, not a curated record. The transcript has 3 exons. Lineage: Eukaryota; Metazoa; Chordata; Actinopteri; Perciformes; Percidae.